UGUCUUCGAAAGGGGAAGACUAUCUCGACAACGAGUACUAUACUUACAAUCGAUGGUUAUUUCGAUUGAUAGGCUUAUGGGAAUAUCAGAGAUCGUCGAAGAUAUUGAUUUACGUUUGUUUCAUUAUUGUCAUAGUAAUCAUUGCGGUAUACGAACAGAUUCAUUUAGUCAUCAAUUCCAAAAAAGAUUUGAAUUCAAUAGCGAAAUCAUUUGAAACGGCAUUGCCUACAUUAUGCUUCGGAUCAUGCUAUUACAAUUUAAUAUCUAAUGCUACUAUUGUCUGUAUUUUAUUAAUAUUGAAUGGUUUUUUUUUAAUUUAUCUAAUUUUGAACUAAACAUACCCAAUUCUUGAAACGGAUCAAUUCAAUAUUUAUAUACGUAAAUUUCAGAUGAAGAGAAUUCUUCAUCGUAUACAUUGUGAUUGGAAGAAACUUGCGAACAAGCAGGAAUUAUUAAUACUGAAAGAGUAUGCUACUAUAAGCAGAAUGUGUACCAUUGGAAACAUAAUCUCCUUUUAUUUGUACAUUGGAUUUUUGAUAUUUCCAUCACUUCAAUGUUUCAUUCAGUACAUCUUUGGUGGAGUAAGCUACAAUGAAUUAAUUUUUCCCGUCCGUUUUGAUCAUUUUAUGAAAAAUCGUGUAGGUUACUAUCUUGGUCUUUGGAUUCAGUAUGCAGUAAUAAUCAUUCUAUGUACGAUAGCGAUUGCGAACUAUACGAUGUUUAUUGCAGUAAUACUGCAUGCUUGCGCACUGUUUAAUGUCGUCGUAUGGAGAAUAAAUGAAAGAUUUAAAGAUAACCGAUAUAAUUUUUAUUGCAACCAUGAGAAUGAUAAUUUAUUAGAGGAGAACGAGUGGAUUGUCGAUAUCAUAGAAUUCAAUAAAUCCGUUAUCGAAUUUGUCGAUUUAAUAAAAUUGUUUUACGAGGCAACUAAUCCGUUCGAAGCGUUUCUGGGAAUGUUUAUCAUCAUGAUAGAUUAUUUUUACUUAUUUCAGUUACUUUCUUCUACUGUAAACAAGACCGAUUGUUUAACAAAGUUGUUAUAUGUUAUUGGAUCUAUGUUCGUAAUUUUCGCUUACUUACAUCUUGGACAAAAAUUAAUAGAUCACAACAACUACUUAUUCGCAACAUUAUGUGAAAUUCCGUUUUACUCGUUAUCAUUGAAAACUCAAAAAACAAUACUAUUUUUGAUAAUGAGGAGCAUGAUGGUAUGCAAUUUGUCAUGGAAGGGAGCAGUAGUAGUUUCACACAAUCUAUUUACAGUGUUCAUUCAGAAGUCACUGUCUUUCGCUAUGGUAUUAUAUAAUUUGCAAUGAAUUUAUACGGAGAAAAUACAAUGCGAUAUUAGAUCAUUAU
Messenger RNA from Vespa velutina, 1353 nucleotides. RefSeq lists its product as uncharacterized. The transcript has 8 exons. Gene Ontology annotation, molecular function: olfactory receptor activity; odorant binding. The coding region runs from base 390 to 1313 and encodes 307 amino acids. Gene Ontology annotation, cellular component: plasma membrane. Lineage: Eukaryota; Metazoa; Arthropoda; Insecta; Hymenoptera; Vespidae. Gene Ontology annotation, biological process: sensory perception of smell; detection of chemical stimulus involved in sensory perception of smell. The record is from RefSeq and is a predicted model, not a curated record.